Molecule: messenger RNA, 3651 nt
Organism: Amoebophrya sp. A25
Lineage: Eukaryota; Dinophyceae; Syndiniales; Amoebophryaceae
Source: the annotation of a GenBank genome assembly
UGAAGAACAACAACGAGGUUGGCGUGAGGGAGCAAGACGGCACUGUUGGAGAUUCUGUCGGCAGAAGUCGGUGUCGGAGACUUUUGGAUUUGCCGCAUUUUACAUUUGGAGUUCCUACGCCUUUUUCUGAUCGCCUCCAAGCCUGGGCUCUGAAUAAGGUUAUUCUCCUGCAGCUAGCCUCCACAUUCUCCGUCUAUUUUGAAUUCCUGGCGCCUCUGAUUCUUCUGGCGAAUUUCGUGGAUUUUCAGUCCUUGUCUGACUUUGGCGCCGAGAGCACUUCAGUGGUCAGCAGCGAGACGACUCCAGCGCCUCUUUCCUCCACCAUUGAGAAUCACCCUCUUGUUUCCAGCAUAAGCAUGAGACCGAUUACAAGUAGUGCCAGUAGCGAGCGCAGAGCUGUGUCUGGGGGUCUGCCUUCCCUGUACUUUACAGUGUGGUCGCUGCCAGCGUUUCUAUCGUUCGCGCUCGUGCUGAAUUACGGGUUUGCCAUCGCUGGGCUGAGUUUCCAUUACGGCAUUGCGUUCCUGCAAAACGUAGACUUUUUAUCGUGGUGGGGUCCAGUCUAUUUCGUAUUUCUCACCGAUCCACUGUUGGGCAUGUGCUUUCAUGGAAAUGCAACACCUGCCGUGACCAGUACCCAACAUCAGGGCUUUAUCUCUCUCCCGGAUGCAGCAGCAGAAGCGGCAACCGUCUGUCCGGUAUUAUUCUAAACAAAGUUUAUUAUAAAUAUCAUUUAACAUGAUCGAACACUCUCACUCUCAAAUUUCUUUCUCGCUUAAAUUGUUUUGAAAUUUUCUGCUUGUACUGAGAGUACGACGUUUUAAUUUGCAGUUGAGUACCUGUCGCCUCAAAGAAGCUGCACAACUCCUAGUUCACCUACAGAGACAGAGAAAUCAGAAAGUAGAUUCCUAUUUUAACUUCGCACAUUUAAAUAUUACAUUUGCUCGCAGACAAUAUUAGACUUAUCCCGUGCAACAAUACAUUUGCUCGCAGAUUGCAUUUACCUUGGGAACGGUGUAUUUCCUAAGCCACAUCGGGAUGGCGAUCUACAUUCAAGGUGGCUACGCGACGCCGGGAAAGGAAUACUUGCCGUAUUCUGGUUAUGCCAUGUUCUCGGACAUUAAGGACUUGUUCGAUCCCGACUACCGCAAAGCCUUUUGGCUAUCCGAGAAACCGCACGCGACGGGUACGCUGAAGAACUACGCGUUUCCACUGCUCGGUCGGGCGCCUGUCGUAACCGAGCAAGAGUUGCAAAAGUUGCCUUUUCGGUACAUGGUAGUGGCGCACAGUGGUAUACGGGAGGUAGUAGAACAAGAUGUUGACCACGCACUAGAGGUGGAAGCUAACUAUGGACUAGCGGAAAUAAGACGAGCAACGGAGCGGGGGCGAAGACUGAAGAUGAGAGCAAGUAUAGAUGAUCAGCACGUCAGGAUAAGCAUGUCGGUGGACCACAGAAGUUCAGCUGCAAAAACCAUGUAUUUCGGAAACAACAUGCCUGGUGUGCUAUCCUCAUCCAAUCGUCGUGACCGUAAAGAUUCUAGUCGUGCAAGGGGUCGAUGCUGUACUCGUUCCUCAUCGUCUCCCGCGAGUGGGUCGAAGGACCGACGACAUCCUGGGUCUAAGAGGAGCGGUUCUUUCAUUACAAGUACACAUCAAGGAAGCCGAGUAGACGAGGAAGAACCACACUCGAAAAGGGCGACCGCCUCUCCGAGAACCAGCAGUGGGUCAAGUCGCAAUAGCUGUAGCGAGUUUAUCUCGCGGUUGCCCCCACCUUUAGAUGUCAACAUGGGUAGGUCUUCACAAGGUAGUAGAAGCAGUAGUCGUAGUAAGAGUUGCGUGGGGAACAACCACACGAACACGCUAGAGAAAAACGAAGCAAUUGACGAUCGUCAACAACAUGCAUUAACUUCAUCUUGUGUUAGCAAUUCUGAUAGGAACACGAGAAGCCGACCCCUCACUCCGUUCCAGCAGGCAAAGCAGCUGUACGAUAGAAUUUGUGGAGGAAGUGCUGCGUCCUGGUGUGGGUCGGGUGGAUGCUCCGUAUUCGCAUCGGAUAACAAAGACCCGUCGCACUCGUUGAGGACGGCUUUGCUCAACAAACAAGAAGAUCCUACAACUGCUGACGGAAGUAAGACAGUACCUUCACCAGAAGAGCAGGGUCUUAGAAGUUAUCAAGUCCUGCAUCAAGAACAACAAGAUUCAUGUGAAGCAAUAUUGGUUAGUAAAAAUCCUGAUCAUGUAGUUGAGCAAAAGCAGGUGAGAAAAAGGAAAAACGCCAGUAGAGACCGUAAGAAUAGCGAUGUUAGGAGAAGGUACGUGGAGCACCAACCACUAGAGAUCGUGACGAACGUGGAGAUGACGCCGAAGAUGGACCUCUUACUAGGGAAGCUCACACUCCUAGGCUGCCUUGGCCGGGGAAAGUACUGCGAUAAGAAUAGCACGCGCCAGCUUCAGUUAGCUUUUGAACAGCUACGAAUAGAAUUCCUGAAAAGCCGACGAAUAUGUAUCAAGCAGGAAGAUGAACUCACCAGUCAGAUUGGUGAAUCCUAGAAUCCUAUUGAGACUCUCCGAGGGAGAAACAAAAAGUAGCGCAACUUUUGGUCGCACUUGUUGUAAUGAUACUUUUUACCAUAAAAAAGGGAAGAUUGAUAUUUUGAAUGGUACGCCUACGCAGUUGUAAAAAUGCUUUCAAAUCGUCGGUGUUUCUAUUUCUCUAAUGAAUCUUAUAUUACAUAUAAAUAUUCUAUCAGCAUGCUUCUAACAAUUGAGUUUGAGUGAAUAUACUUGCCUUGAGGCAAAAUUUAAUGAUAGAACUUUCUUCGAUUGAUAUGAGAAUAAGAAAUCGAAGUUUUUCAUACAGGAUGCAUGGAGAUGGAGAGUAGUUGUUUUCACGCUUACCCUCCCUCGCAGGCCAUAAACCUGCUAUACUAAGUGUCUACCGCAAUAUUAUUGAACUACUUACGCAAACUGCAAGCGUGGGAAGUCAUGGAUCUUUAUGUUGAUUAUUCGGGUACGACGAGAGGUCUCUUGCACCUAAGAAAACACGUAUGCACCGUUUACUUCUUGAUAAUCUCUCGGUCUCGCUAUUCAUUAGUUCGGAGAAAAUGCAAAACGAGUGCCUUAUGAGAGGACUUUUAUACAUAUAGAGCUAGGUACUUCGUUUGACGUAGUAAUGAGAGGUCAUCCGUUCUUUGAUCGUGUGAAGUGGUGCCAGGAUGAUGCUGACUUGUGUGCAGUUGAAAAAAGUUUGCAGAAAAAUGGAACCCUAUUUUUUUUUUCGGCGGCUCUCCCCAAAAAAUAUACUUUGCGCCAAUAUUGUAGUGCUUCAAUCCAAUGGCUUAAAGUAAGAUUUUUUUUGUAUCCCGAGCGAGUUCCGUAAAGCUUCCCUGCCUGCUAACGACUGUGAGGUGGGGCGAGGGUCUCUUUUUCACCUCACCACUCAGAUCGAUUAGCAUGUUGGAACUCAAAAAAAUGUGCAGAUCAUGUCUAAGAAUGACGUGGGCCGGUCCUCCAUUUUGUGUACUAUAGUGUUUUAGAAAGAUGGCCCUCUUCGGAGGUAAUGUGAUAAAGUCACAGAGGCAGCCACGAAGACGAAUACGAAAACACGAUUUGAAACGCUUGAAUAUAGCAUUUUUGAAACACCUGGUGUUG